Messenger RNA from Triticum aestivum (bread wheat), 562 nucleotides. RefSeq names its product glutaredoxin-C1-like. Bases 98 to 409 code for a protein of 103 amino acids. The record is from RefSeq and is a predicted model, not a curated record. NCBI's taxonomy places the organism in Eukaryota, Viridiplantae, Streptophyta, Magnoliopsida, Poales, Poaceae. The transcript has a single exon.
AAGUCAAAGACUCGUACAGGUAGCACUGAAGACUUGUACAUCCACAACAUUGUUCUUUUGAGUUCGUGGUGAAGAAGAUCAAGGUCGGGUCAGCUUGAUGGAGCAGGUGACGAAGCUGGCGGGGCAGCGGGCGGUGGUGAUCUUCAGCAUGAGCUCCUGCUGCAUGUGCCACACGGUGGCGCGCCUCUUCCGGGACCUCGGGGCGAACCCGGCGGAGGUGGAUCUGGACGAGGACCCCAGGGGAAAGGAGAUGGAGAAGGCGCUGGCGAGGCUCCUCGGCCGGAACCCGGGCGUGCCGGCGGUGUUCAUCGGCGGCAGGCUCGUCGGAUCCACCGACAAGGUCAUGUCCCUUCACCUCAGCGGCAAGCUCGUCCCGCUGCUUCGUAACGCAGGUGCUGUAUGGGUGUAGUGCGCGCGGGAGAGGGUUUUGUUGUAGAUGCGUAUGCAGUGGAUAGUAGAAAACCGAAAACGAUGUACACUCACGUAUGCGCAAGUGCUCUGUUUUCUCUGUCAGGUGAUCAUAUAUAAGAUGAAGGAAAACCAUGCAGGUCGUUUUAUUUUA